UCCACUUCGACCCUCAACUGCUGCUGCUGCUCUCAUCCUUGUCCUCUCGCAUCAGCUCAUCCCUCCAUUGUCUCAAAAGCUCCUUCCUUGUAUUGCUAUCAUGUCCCAGCAUCUCAAUGCCCAGCCAGGCAUCAACAUCGUCCGCGCAGCACGACUCGCCAUGGGCGCAAGUGCAGACGCACCACUGCCGCCUACUGCGCAGCAAGACUACCUCCCUCAUCCAGAUACGCUCCGUGCAGCUCACGCAGCAAGCAAUGAUCGCAGCUUUGCCUACGCAGACGGCACGAUUCACUAUCCAGUCAAGACUGGCAUGCGUGAGCGCGAUGCACAGCGAGACUCAUUCCUCAGGGGUGGUACACAGUUUACUGGCUUCCAGUCGCAGCGUGUCAGGUAAGGAGAUGCUCUCAGAUCAUCUCCAACGAGUCCUUGUGCUAACGAGUACUAGGCAGCGUCCGCCAACACUUGCACAGCGCUUUGUAGGGUCUCUCAGACGGACACUGACGCGCAAGCGUGAUACGCCCGUCUUCUUCAAUAUGAACCAUGCUCGCUCUGGUAAAGUGACAGAUGCGCACUUCUACGCGCCACCUGCAUCAGCUGUUGAUCCUGUACCCUCUGCACCACCGUCGCACAGGACGGAGAGUGUCUUCUCGCAAUUCAAAGAGCAUGUAGAUGCUCCUACGCACCCUGCAUCGACUCGUCCACCGUCAAUGAGUCAAGAAGGAUCGUUUGCUGGACAAGCUCAAGCAUCGCCCGUGUAUACAGACCUACACAUCUCCGCAUCAUCCUAUGUCCGUCCUGCUCGCACAGCCAGUGGCAGUACGCAGUUUGGCUUUCGAGCAGCUUCAAGGCGCAGCUCUGCUGCUACCAGUCAAGUUCCCAGUCACGCCCCUGCUACAGUGCGUCAGACACGCUCACCCAUCGUUGCCUUUACCGAUUCUGACCGGCUAGCACAACGAUAUACAGACAAAUUGCGUGGUAUGCAGGAUGCAGCUUCAACAGUGAGCAAAUUGAGUGUGCUUGAUCCAACAGACGAGUCUGCCGUGCCGGUGCAACACCCUUCCAAGCAAUCCAGAAAGCCCGACAGCGACUCUGGUUCGGAAUUUGGGUUUCCCAAGGAUGGUACAGCCAAGAGACCGCAUUCGUGGGAUCUGCAGGAUAUGCUCAAGCACCGGCGAGACCGAACUGCCAGUCAAGAAACGAAUCAAGUGCUGAACAACUGGUCAGAUUCGAGCGAGGAAGAACAGAUGCCUAUACCCAUGGCUACAGCAGCGCCUGCCAUGCCGGUCGCGACACCACCCUCGCCAAAGUCAACGACACCCAAGUCGCACAAGUCCAAGCAAGCUACACCAAAGUUCAAGUCACCGAAACAAACGCCAGCAAGACCCACGCAGCACGCCUCACCCGACCGUCGGGUUUUUGGGGAACUCCUCAACAGUGCACGCAAAGCAACACGGUCUGCGCAAAAGACAUGGUCGCGGACACCUGGUCGACCGACACCCAAGACUGCCUCGCAACGGCAAUUCUCGCGCGACUUGAGACAAUCCCAUACACCGAACGGUAAGCAUGUGACGUCUGCUAUUCGCAACUAUGAGGAGAAAGUUGCCAAGGAGAGCAUGGAAUCAAGACGAUCCUCUUCUGCUUUUCAGAGCUUCACGGGUACUGUUCCAAGAACUGCACCUAUUUUAUUUGAUCUGGAAGAUGCCGUUGAGUCUCAUUUUGGUCCUGUUGAUGCAUGGCGCGCUCGAGUACAUGAUCAGGAGAAUCACUCAUACGAGUCUGGGGCGAUGCUGCUAUAAGACUAGAUUGUAUGGAGCAUAGCGUAGCAUUGUAGCGCAGAUGGCUACUGUACAUUCAUCUGCUUGUCCUCUUAUCAUCUACGCUACCCCGUUGCUGACAUAAGGAAUUACGUAGCCGAGAUCGGAUCUGGUGGCGCUUGUCAAUUACGUGC
Protomyces lactucae-debilis is the source of this 1948-nucleotide messenger RNA. RefSeq lists its product as uncharacterized. Bases 117 to 1796 code for a protein of 559 amino acids. The record is from RefSeq and is a predicted model, not a curated record. The transcript is spliced from 2 exons. Lineage: Eukaryota; Fungi; Ascomycota; Taphrinomycetes; Taphrinales; Protomycetaceae.